AUGAAGGAGUCCAGUACUUUGAUCAGUGAAACAAAUAUAUAUGAUCCUCUCGACUUUGAUCUUCACCAUGCCAUACAACAACUUUAUUCUACUUGCCUGUCAAAAGAUCAACACGAUCACAAAAUCCAUUCGGCACUUGUUACCUCUAUAGACUUUACCAUAUUCCAAACAUUCCUUAAUGAUCCUCAAACUGUAUCUAAAAGUCAAGUAUUAGAUACUGUUUCACAAUGUAUGCUUUAUCGUCCCUGGACUUCCUUGGUUAUUCAAUGGUUUCGACCUAUUGCUAUUGAUCUGAUAGCAAGACUGGUGACUCCUGGAUUCUUGGACUUUAUCAAAAUGGAUCAUGUUUCUACAUCAAACUCAAGCAUUACUGUAUAUAAAUUAGAAUUGGUGGCCAAAACCUUUGCUUCAGUACUUUCAAUCGUACCUCAAGUCAAAAGCUUGGUUGUAUCAUAUUUUUCGCAUUCUCCCUCAUUAUUUGAACGAUUGAAUCAACAACGACUAGACUUCUCAACUCAAAUCUCUUCUUCCUCCAAUGUCACACAACUUCAAGACUUACUAUUUACUGCAUACAAAUUUCUGAACUUUUCAACAACUACAUUUGCUUCCAUUUGGAAUUGGGGUUCCCUUGUACAAUUAUUGGAUUAUCCUCAUGAUACUAUCCGUUAUCUUGCUUCAUUAUGUUUAUCAAAAGUAUAUGGACUCAGUGAUAUUCAAACUAAAGGUCUAUUGGACGCUGCUGUGGGUUAUUGCAUCGAUGAAAAAGAAGAACCUAUUAUGGCUAUAUUGGAUGAUACUCGGAUAGAUUUACGCAUGCUUAGUCUUUGGGAAGAACAAAAUCAAGCCAAUGCUCAAAUCUCACUUAUCAACAACCAUUUCCAAUCUACAACAACAUCAACAUCAUCUAAAUUGACGUCGAAUGAUCUAUGUUCUUUUACUACUAAUCUUUGUGGUGUCCUUAUGGUCAAUCAUAAUCAACAUAAUACAGUUUCCUCUAACAAACAACCUCAAUUGAUUCUUACCGACACAACUGCUCGAAAUCUUCAUGCGAUUGGAUUAGCUCUUUCCGUGGGUGCUCCUACUUUAUUAGAAGGUGUUACUGGUGCUGGAAAAACAACCCUUGUGGAAGAACUUGCAAUCAGAACUGGUCGUGGUGAUCAACUUGUCAAAAUUCAUUUAGGUGAUCAAACUGAUCCCAAAGUGCUUCUUGGAACAUAUGUAUCAACAUCUACUCCUGGUUCAUUUCGAUGGCAAGCUGGUGUUCUUACUACUGCUGUACAAGAAGGUCGAUGGGUACUGAUUGAAGAUAUUGAUCUCGCUCCUGCUGAAGUUAUUUCUGUUCUACUACCAUUGUUGGAAACUCGUCAUUUGUUCAUUCCUUCUCGUGGUGAAGAAAUCAAGGCAAAAGAAGGUUUUCAUUUGUUUGGUACUCGAUCUUUGAUUCCUUCGCGAUCUGGUAAAAGUUUCAGCUCUCGUGGUGGUGAUUUAGUGACCGGUGCAAACCUUUGGACUCGUGUACAUGUAGAUGCUUUAUCUCAUAAGGAACUGGAACUAGUCGUACAACAAAAAUUCAAUAAUAUUGGGGACUUCUCUCGUCAUGUCAUGGAACUUUUUGAAACUGUGGUAAAUCUUUAUCAAGAUCCCAAUUUUACUUCUCUAUCAUCAUCAUCUGCUGGUCGGUUUAUUUCAACACGGGAUCUAAUGAAAUGGUGCUACCGUAUCGACACUCUACUUGGCUCUCGACUUGGACAUAGUGAACAAGCGGAUCGUGAUAUUGGAAUGGAUGAAUCAAUCCGACAAGAUUUAUUUAGUGAAGCUAUUGAUUGUUUCUGCGGUAUGAUCUCUGAUUAUGCUACAUGGGUGGUUGUUCUUGAAAGGAUGGGUCAACCUCUUCAAAUCUCACAAGCAAUGGUACGCCAUUAUGUGGAUCAAUACAAACCUGCCUUUGAUAUCUCUGGCUCCAAUGUACGAGUGGGUCGUGUCAACUUGUCCUCUAUCGCAGCUACUGGUCGUCAGAAACAAAAGCAAUCUAUGGUUAAACGUGAAAAGAAACGUCCUUUUGCUACUACUGGUCAUGCCUUACGUUUAUUGGAAAAGAUUGCCGUUUCUGUUCAUUUGACUGAACCUGUUCUUUUGGUGGGUGAAACUGGUACAGGGAAAACGACUGUGGUGCAACAUUUGGCAGAUAUGAUGAAUCAAAACUUGAUUGUGGUCAAUUUAUCUCAACAAUCGGAUAGUUCGGAUUUAUUGGGUGGAUUCAAACCUGUUGAUGGAAAAGUCUUGGCCAUCCCUCUACGUGAAGAAUUCGAAAAAUUAUUUGAAAAGACAUUUUCAGUCAAGAAGAACGCAAAGUUUUUGGAAGUUGCUCGCAAGUCCUUUGUACAUCAAAAAUGGAACAACUUUGUCGCUUUAUUGAAACAAGCAAUCAAGAUGUCUGAACAAAAAUUCCAAGCUGAAGAUGAACAAAAAACAAAUUCUACAGAUGGCAAUGUUAGUAAACGUGUCUCUUCUCCUCAACUACGAAGCUUAUGGAAAGCAUUUGGAAGACAAGUGGAAGCAUUUGAAGUACAACAAGUUCAAUCACAGAACAAGUUUGUAUUCAAUUUUAUGGAAGGUUCUUUGGUUAAAGCUGUACGACAAGGGGAUUGGAUUCUUAUGGAUGAAAUCAAUUUGGCUACAACAGAAACUUUGGAAUGUUUAUCUGGUCUUUUGGAAGAUGCUGAAGGAUCGCUGUUAUUGACUGAAAAAGGUGAUGUGGAACCAAUCAAACGUCAUCCAAAUUUCCGUUUAUUCGCUUGUAUGAAUCCUGCUACUGAUGUUGGUAAACGUGAUCUUCCUCCUGGCUUGCGCAAUCGCUUUACAGAGUUCUACGUCCAUUCUCCUGAUUCUCGAUAUGAAGAUUUGCUUCAAAUUGUUCGCCAAUAUAUCUUACCUGUGGCUACUGGUGAUGAACGUGCUUGUGAAGAUGUGGCUCAAUUCUAUAUGGAAGCUAAAAAACUUUCUCAACAACAUAAACUUGUUGAUGGUGCUAAUCAACGUCCUCACUUUAGUAUCCGUACUCUGGCUCGUGCUUUGACUUAUGUGGUUCAAAUCUUUCCAACUUAUGGUUUACGUCGAUCUCUGUACGAAGGUUUUUCCAUGACAUUUUUGACACAACUCAAUAAAGAAAGUGAAUCUUUGAUGCAGAAAUUGAUCUUUAGUACUAUACUCGGCAACAUUCCCAAUACAACUCAUUUGAUCACUCAGAUUCCUCGACAACCUUCACCCAAUUUUAUUCAAUUCGGUUACUUUUGGUUGGAAAAAGGCCAAUAUGAUCCUAUCGAUGAUCCUCAUUAUAUCAUGACACCAUCUGUUGAAACCAAACUGUAUAAUCUAGCUCGUGUUAUCAUGUCUCGCAAAUUCCCUGUGUUGAUCCAAGGUCCUACCUCUGCUGGUAAAACAAGUAUGAUUGAAUAUUUGGCAAAGAAGACGGGUCAUCGCUUUGUACGUAUCAACAAUCAUGAACAUACUGAUUUACAAGAAUAUCUGGGUACCUAUGUCUCAAAUACCGAAGGAAAAUUAGUCUUCCAAGAAGGUGUACUUGUAGAAGCUUUACGUAAUGGUUAUUGGAUUGUUUUGGAUGAAUUGAAUUUGGCCCCAUCCGAUGUAUUAGAAGCUCUGAAUCGAUUAUUAGAUGAUAAUCGUGAAUUACUCAUUCCAGAAACGCAAGAAAUUGUCAAGCCUCAUCCUCAUUUUAUGCUUUUCGCAACUCAAAAUCCUGCUGGUCUUUAUGGUGGUCGUAAGGCGUUAUCUCGUGCUUUUAGAAAUCGAUUCUUGGAACUCCACUUUGAUGAUAUUCCUGAAGAAGAACUAGAAACCAUUCUCUCCCAAAGGUGUCAAAUUGCUCCUAGUUAUUGCAAGCGAUUAGUUCAAGUGUAUCGUUCAUUGAUGGAACGUCGACAAAGUACUCGUAUCUUUGAACAACGACAUGGAUUCAUUACUUUACGUGACCUUUUCCGUUGGGCUGGUCGAGAUCCUGAAGGUUAUCAAGAAUUGGCUGAACAUGGCUACAUGCUACUUGCUGAACGAUGUCGUCGGGAUGAAGAAAAAGCAGUUGUCAAGGAAGUGCUGGAAAACGUGAUGAAAGUGACUCUGAAUGAAAACGAUAUUUACGAUACAUCACGAUUGGAAGAAUUCGCUAUCUAUGAUAAAAUGCUUCAACAUCAAGCCACUGAAGCUGGACAAGAUACAAAAUUAGUAUGGACCAAAGCAAUGAAACGACUCUUUACUUUGGUGGCACGCUGUUUGAAAUACAAUGAACCUGUGUUAUUGGUGGGUGAUACCGGCUGUGGAAAAACAACAGUAUGUCAAAUGCUCGCGGAAACGUAUGGACGGGAAUUACAGAUUGUCAAUUGUCAUCAAAAUACGGAAACUGGAGAUUUACUUGGUGGACAACGGCCUGUUCGACAAAAGGAAUCCGACAACAACAUGGAUGAAUCAACUGGAAAAGAUGAUCAACAACCGAAACCACUUUUUGAAUGGCAUGAUGGUCCAUUAGUACAAUCGAUGCGUGAUGGUCAUCUAUUUUUACUAGACGAAAUCUCAUUGGCUGAUGAUUCUGUAUUGGAACGUUUAAAUUCUGUAUUGGAACCUAGUCGUCUAUUGGUACUUGCUGAAAAAGGUGGGAAACAUGUAGAAGAAAUCAUUGGUGCCAAAGAUUUCAAAUUCCUUGCUACUAUGAAUCCUGGUGGUGACUAUGGCAAGAAAGAACUUUCUCCUGCACUUCGUAAUCGAUUUACUGAAAUUUGGGUACCUUCUGUGACAGAUCGUGAAGAUUUAUUGAAUAUCAUAGGUCAGCAAAUCGGUCAUGAAAGUUUGAAAGACUACGCUCCAAAGAUGCUCGAUUUUGUUGUUUGGUAUAUGGCAGCUCUUGGUCAAUCACGUACUGUAGUGUCCCUUCGAGAUAUUUUAGCCUGGGUGAAAUUCAUGAAUACUGGUGUGGAAAAUGGUUUGGAUCCUCAAUUAUGUUAUGCUCAUGGUGCUUGUAUUGUGUUAUUGGAUGGUCUCGGUUCUCACGGUUCAUCAGGUUCAUUUUUAGCUGGCAAUGCACUGAAGGAAUUCCGAUUGAAAUGUCUUCGUCAAUUGGUAGGUGAUCAUCAUGCUUCUGAACAAGAUGUUUUAGGUUUACAUACAUCAGAUGAUACCAAAGUGUGUGUUACCCAAGAUCAGUUCGCUAUUGGACCUUUCCAUAUUCCUCGUGGCAAGUUAGACAAGACUGAUAUCAAGUUUACAUUAUUGGCACCAACAACCGGUGAUAAUGCAAUGCGAGUGAUUCGAUCAAUGCAAUUGAAGAAACCAAUUCUUUUGGAAGGAAGUCCUGGUGUGGGUAAAACUAGUUUGAUAUCAGCUUUAGCAGCAGCAUCUGGACAUCACCUUGUACGUAUCAAUUUAUCUGAACAAACUGAUCUGAUGGACUUGUUUGGUUCUGAUCUACCUGUGGAAGGAGGCAAUAGUGGUGAAUUUGCUUGGCGUGAUGCUCCAUUUUUACAAGCAAUGAAGGCUGGUGAUUGGGUACUUUUAGAUGAACUCAAUCUGGCUUCUCAAUCUGUUUUAGAAGGUCUCAAUUCUUGUUUGGAUCAUCGUGGUGCGGUAUAUAUUCCUGAACUUGAUCGUGAAUUCUUUUGUGCUCAUGGAUUCCGUGUAUUUGGUGCUCAAAAUCCAUUACAACAAGGUGGUGGUCGAAAAGGUUUACCCAAGUCAUUUGUGAAUCGAUUUACACAAGUUUAUGUAGAACAACUUACUGCUGAUGAUUUGUUGUUUAUUUGUAUUCAUCUUUUCCCAGAAUUUGAACAAGAUAUUUUACAACGCAUGAUUACUUUCAACUCAGCAAUGUAUCACGAAACAAUGGUCAAAUGUAGUUUUGGAAGAAAAGGUAGUCCUUGGGAAUUCAAUCUUCGCGAUGUAUUUCGAUGGUUGGAACUGAUGCAAGCGAACAAUGUGAAGGAUCCUAUGGAAUUCUUGAAUACAAUUUAUAUGCAACGUAUGCGGACUCAUGAAGAUCGGCUCAAGGUAGUGGAACUGUAUGAAUCUGUUUUUGAAUGCAAGUAUCUUCGUCCUCCACAUCCUCAUUACAGUAUUUCUCCAGAACAUUUUGUGGUUGGCCAUUCUUCAUUAUCGAGAACUCAAGGAAACGAUGAUACUCUGGAUACCUUUGAACAUCAAGAUCAUAUAUUACAAUCAUUUUUAUCUCCUUUGGAAGCAUUGAUUAAAUGUGUGGAAUCAAGUUGGAUGGCUAUCGUUACUGGUCCUUCAGCAUCUGGCAAAACAUCUUUAGUCCGACUCCUCAGCAAAAUGACGGGAAAUCGACUACAAGAAUUUGCAAUGAAUAACAGUGUGGAUACAAUGGAAUUACUUGGAGGUUUCGAACAAGUGGAUCUUAAUCGUCAUCGUCAAGUCAUCAUCGAUACUUUACGUUGCCUUACAAAUCGUGGAACAAAAUACCUUUUGGAUCAUUUAGCAACGGUAUCCAAGGAAGUAUCAAGUGAUCAAGAACAACAACGACUUUUGAUAUUACAACAAAUACGACAAUUAAGUGACGCUUGGUUUGCUUUGGAAAAACAACAACAAUUACGACUUGUCUCCGACAAUCAUACAAAGGACCAUUUAGAUUAUAGCCUGGUAUCAGCAGUUUUGAAUUGUAUCAACUCUACAGCCCAUAUUGAUAGUGAAGCAUCAUCAUCCAUCGCAUCAGUAGUAGAUUCAGUGAAACGAUUACAAGAAUUGGAAAAGAAUUCUGUAGCUGGCAAGUUUGAAUGGAUUGAUGGUCUUCUCAUCGAUGCUUUAGAACAUGGACAUUGGUUAUUGAUCGAUAAUGCCAAUCUAUGUAAUCCUUCGGUGCUUGAUCGUUUGAAUCCUCUAUUUGAAAACAAUGGUGUUUUGAUGGUCAAUGAACGUGGUUUAGUCGAUGGUACAGUCAAGGUGAUCACUCCACAUCCCAACUUUAGAAUGUUUAUGACAGUGGAUCCUCAAAAUGGUGAACUCUCACGUGCUAUGCGAAAUCGAGGUAUUGAAAUCUCACUGGUGGAUUCUCAUUGGAACAAUAAUAAACAAGAUGUUAUCAAACUUACUAAUAGUAUCGGUUUACGUGGUCCUCAACUCCCACUCAUUCUCAACGAUUUGCAAGAGGAAGCUGCUAUCAAACGAAAACAUUUUGGCAAGAACAAGAAUGUGCGUGAUUAUAUCCUAUUGGCAACUUAUAUCAAUGAACGUCUUCAACGUGGUCAAAAUUUGAAGAACGCUGUCAAGGAAUCAUUUUCUCAAGUGUUCGUCGAUAUCAAGGAUGUACCUGAAGCAUUAUCCACUUUUAUGACUAUGGAUGAUGACUCUGAUAUUCUUCAGAUGAUGCUUUCUCCUGCAAACUGUCCUCUAUUGAUUGGUGGUAACUUGUGUCGUCAGGAUUCUAGAUUGGCGAUGGUAGCUCUACAAGGUGCGUACUUGUUAGCUCUCCUACAAGGAUAUGGACAAUCAACAUCAGAAAUAAUAGAUGCCGAAGUAAUGAAAGAACAACAACUGCAACGUAUUGAUGUGGCUUCCGACUUUUACUUGGAAUCUAUGUCUUUGGAUGAUUAUGGCCUUCGACUCGGAUGGUUGGCAUUUGUGUCUCAGCAAUAUUCGAUCAGCACUCCUCAUGUUUUAGAACGACUUGGUUAUCUUAUGAAGAAUCUUCGAAAUCAUCCUCUUUUCACUAAACAAGCUACCGUAUCAGACAAGGUAUGUUGUACAUAUUUAAAUGCCAUCAAAUUAUUUAUUCGACUCUGCAAACAAAAAUAUGCCAUGAUGAUAAUCCAGAAUACCUCUCAUAAACUUAAGGUGGCAAGCUUGACAGUAAUUCAACAAUCAUACUCUCUUCAAGAAGGUCGACUCAGUGAAUCACAACUACUACAUCCUGUCGUAGCAGAAUUGUAUCCUUUCUUUGCCCAUGUGAACAAUACCUUAUUACAAUGGAUUGAUCAAGGAAUCAAUUCAAUCAUUUCAAUUGAGCAAUAUGAUUCGAUCAACAACAUUCUGGAUCUUUAUGAUUAUGCUUGGGAAUUGACACAAUCGAACAAUUUGCCUUUGGAUAAUUUAUUGAUCAUUCUACGUGCUAUCAAAGCAUUGAUGAUGGUGGAUAUUCACGAUGAAUCUCUCUUUGCUAGUUCCUGUGCUGGUAUUGAUCGAAUUAUGUCCUCUUUUGAUUUCGAAACCUCUCUCUCAAUGAAAGAAUUAUGGGGACACUUUGGACCUGCUACCCUUUCAUCGGAAACAUUACAUCUUUUGGAACUGGAACUACUUGGUAUCAACUCAAAAUUGAAUCCUUAUCAAGCUAACAAUGGUAAUUAUUGA
Messenger RNA from Halteromyces radiatus, 8361 nucleotides. RefSeq names its product P-loop containing nucleoside triphosphate hydrolase protein. The coding region runs from base 1 to 8361 and encodes 2786 amino acids. The record is from RefSeq and is a predicted model, not a curated record. The transcript has 7 exons. Gene Ontology annotation, biological process: ribosomal large subunit assembly; rRNA processing. Gene Ontology annotation, cellular component: preribosome, large subunit precursor. Lineage: Eukaryota; Fungi; Mucoromycota; Mucoromycetes; Mucorales; Cunninghamellaceae. Gene Ontology annotation, molecular function: ATP binding; ATP hydrolysis activity.